Messenger RNA from Ostreococcus tauri, 663 nucleotides. RefSeq lists its product as uncharacterized. Gene Ontology annotation, biological process: Golgi calcium ion transport; calcium ion transmembrane transport; manganese ion transmembrane transport. Lineage: Eukaryota; Viridiplantae; Chlorophyta; Mamiellophyceae; Mamiellales; Bathycoccaceae. The record is from RefSeq and is a predicted model, not a curated record. Gene Ontology annotation, cellular component: Golgi apparatus. The transcript has a single exon. The coding region runs from base 1 to 663 and encodes 220 amino acids. Gene Ontology annotation, molecular function: calcium ion transmembrane transporter activity; manganese ion transmembrane transporter activity.
AUGUCCACCCCGUUCGUCGAGGGCUUCCUCAAGUCCAGCGCGUUGGUCGUCCUGAGUGAGAUCGGGGAUAAGACGUUCUUCAUCGCGGCGCUGCUCGCGAUGCGACACGCGCGAGGGGUCGUUUUCCUCGGGUCUUGGCUCGCGCUGGUCGUCAUGACGGUGCUCUCGGCGGUCGUCGGUGCGGCGGUGACGACGAGCGUGAGUCCGAGGGCGACGCAUAACGCGACGACGGUGUUGUUCUUCGUCUUCGGCGCGAGAGCGCUGCGAGAUUCGCUCUCGAGUGGGUCGUCCGAGGACGAGGAUGAACUCGCGGAGGUCGAGAGGGAGCUCGCGCGAAAGACGCGCGGCGGGAAGCGAGGGGAGAAAGGGAAGCGCUCGAGGGAUCGCGUUUCCACCGUCUUCGCCGAGGCGUUCGCGGUGACGUUUUUGGCGGAGUGGGGGGAUCGCUCGCAGAUCGCGACGAUCGGGUUGGCUGCGCAGAGCGACGUCGCGGGCGUCGCGCUGGGCGGAUCUCUCGGACACGCGUUGUGCACCGGCGUCGCCGUGAUCGGCGGUAGGAAGCUCGCCGAUCGCGCCCAGGACGGCGAACGCGUCGUCGGUAUUCUGGGCGGGGUUUUAUUCCUCUGCUUCGGCGUCCACGCGCUCGUCACCGGGCCACCGUAG